This is a messenger RNA of Mercenaria mercenaria, 6138 nucleotides long. RefSeq lists its product as uncharacterized. The transcript is spliced from 16 exons. The coding region runs from base 1 to 5991 and encodes 1996 amino acids. Lineage: Eukaryota; Metazoa; Mollusca; Bivalvia; Venerida; Veneridae. The record is from RefSeq and is a predicted model, not a curated record. Gene Ontology annotation, molecular function: calcium ion binding.
AUGCUUCUACAGUUGUUAAUAGCACCUCUAGUCAAACUACCAAAUUUAUCAGAUCUGUUGAUUCAGAAAAAGGUAGUACACUCAAACAGCAAAUUUCUAAACCUGACUGCAUGGAGGCUAUCAACAAGCAAUUCAAAGCAGAGGGGUUUUCUAAGAACACUAGAAAACUUCCCAAUACUUCAUGGAGAGCUUGAACUCAAAAGGACUAUAAAUGCAAAUUUAGGAAGUUCAGUAGCUGGUAUGCUGAAACAACACCCUUUUGAGCCGAUGGAGAAAACAAGUUUGAAAUAUGUAACAUAUAAGAUAGCCUUUCUGGUAGCCAUUACAACUUUCCGCAGAUGUGGAGAUCUUCAAUCACUGAAACUUGAUGAAAAUUCAAUGAAUGUACAGAAGAAAGGGGUAACUUUCAUAAGGCAUGGGAUGGUUACGCUGGCUAUUGCACACAGUCGUACAAAAAUACUUGCUAUAAAUCGGACACCUACUAUACAAGCUGCGGGGUGUUUGGUUGGAGCAGAUGUCCAAAGCACAGACCUAGACGAAUGCAACCUUGGCAUAUCAGGAUGUGAGCAUCAGUGCAGAAACACAGUAGGCUCCUACGUAUGUUCGUGUAAGACAGGUUACACAUUGGCUGUUAAUGGAAGACAAUGUGAAGACAUUGACGAGUGCGCUGAAGACACUGCUCUUUGCAAAGGUUACUGUACCAACAACCUAAGGUCUUACACUUGCUAUUGUAGUUCGGGCUUUAUUCUUGAGGGUGAUGACUAUUCUUGUAAAGAUUUAGAUGAGUGUGCUAUCAGGAAUGGGAACUGUGAUCAGCAGUGUAUAAAUGAAGCCGGUUCACACAGAUGUGAGUGUUACAGCGGAUACAGGAUAACAGGAGAAAAUUCAGGCAGUGUGUGCAAAGAAUGCAAACUUCUUCACUUCACCUUGAUGUUAAAUACAAAUUUAAAACGCACUUUCACAUCGUUCAUAUCUUUGUUCACAGACAUUGAUGAAUGCUCUGAAUCAAGUGCCAGAUGCACACAGAUUUGUAACAACACUGAUGGAUCUUAUACCUGCAGUUGCAACUUGGGAUACUAUCUUGAUACAGACGGGUACACUUGUAUGGAUACAAAUGACUGUGAAGGUGUUACAUGCGAGAAUGGUGGUUACUGUGUUGAUAGUUUAAACUCCUACACGUGCAUUUGUGAAGCAGGUUUCAGAGGUCAACAUUGUGAAACAGAUAUCAAUGAGUGUGACUUAGCAAAUGGAGGUUGCCAGGACAUUUGUAUAAAUACAGAGGGUUCGUUUCAAUGCAACUGUUCCGGGGAGCGUGAACUGCAGGAAGAUGGGGUUUCCUGUGCCGGGGGUGAAGCAGAAAAAGACACAGUGUUUAAGCGGCUAGAAAUACCUCGGCAGUUACUUCCAAAACCAUGUUUUACUGUUCAACUUGUCCAUUGCACAGAUGGUAAUGAUAUCAAAAUCUACCUCGCUUCAACCUCAGAGUGGUACCGACUGACUGAUGAUACCGAUGUCAUGUAUACGCUUGGCAUAGUCUUUGUGGAAGUAAAUGAUUUAUCGAUUCCAAUGUCUCUAAAAGGAAUCGAAGUUACUUUAAGAAAUGACGAAUUCGUCUUUAACUAUGGAGUGCAGUACGGGUCGGCGCAGGGAACACUCAUAGAAAAUGAUUUGACACCAGAAGACUGUCGAUCUUUUGAACUAGUGGAGGCUGAUUUCUUUGAUUUUACCAGCAUGGACUCUUUUAUGAAAACGUUUCUUUUAUCGCUGUUUCCGGCACUUCCUGACUGGUUGAGAUUUGAAAAGUCUAGCACUGAAAUAUUGUCUGUACAAAACUUAAGGAGCGAUCUAAUAUAUGGCAGAAAUAUGGAAAGGGUUUCAUGGUGCACAGGGGCGCCCGUACUCCCAGACCAUUUAUACACAGUGUUUAGAUUUGAUACCGGAUUAACACUUAGUGUUAUGGGAAGCGAAGUUGAUAUUCCUAAAUCAUUGAAUUCUCGAAAAUUUUGCCUGAUUGUAGACCUUUGUCACAGCUACGGUGGAACAGUGUUUUUAAUGAUUCCAGAAGAGUCUCGUAAUUUCCUGUUAGAUAUAAAUAUUUUUCAGACACUUAAGGAAGAGCAGAACAUUCACAUCCUUCCUAGAGGAAUCGGUAUUUCAUUAGUAAAUGGAAUAAAUGCUAAUUAUCAUACAUUAUCUCGUCAGCUUUGGAAUGGAGAUUUGAUGUUCAAGCCCUUACUACCGGAAGUAGGUUUCUGGAUUGGCGGCAGCUUCAUCAAAUAUGAUGAAUAUUUCACAAUCGACGGAAAUGCAAAUAUUUAUUUAGCCGUUCCGAGUGUUCAGACGAUGAUGACAUCAAUUUUUCGAGAAGAAUGGACAGGGUUAGUUGAUAUACAGCUGUCCGUGUCACCAGUCCUGAGAUUCAAACUUUUUGGCAAGGACUAUUCAAUUUCCCUACAGCUAGUCACAGCAUCAUUAAAUACUUACAUUUCAAUUGGAGACCCGCUAGAAAAUCCUCUUGAAGAAAUUAAUUUCAACAUAACACAUGAUAUAUUAAAAGUAGACAAGCUGCUCAACAACACUGUAUCCAUUCUUGACGACGCGAUCGACAAUAUUGAACUUGCCCUAUCGGAAGCAAUAAAAGCGAUGGUUGUUGAAAUAAAAGAGAGCAUAGUAGCAAUAAAGAAUAUAAUAACUAUAAAUUUUAACGAUUUACUCUCUGGAAAUUUUGAAGAGAUAAAAGGUCACCUUGAAGAUAUUCGACCAAAGUUUUAUCAGAUGAGGUCUGCUGUUUACAACUUUGCCGAUGAAACUGAAUUUAUUGUCAACGAAGCGAAAGAUAACUUCACAAAUUUACUCGAAAGCCACGUCAAAAUCAUUGAAGAAAAAAUCGUGUAUUCAAAGGGAGAUUUAUUUCGAUGCAGCCGGUUUGAGGAAGUAAAGCAGCUCCUCGAUGGGGAAAAUGCUUUACGUGUUUUAGGUAGGGCAUACCAAGAGAGAGAUCUAGGCAAAUUUCUUACAUAUCAGAAAGGAUUUGGUUUAGGCGGAGCCUUCGCUAUAAACUCUAAAAAUGUUAUUUUACAUUUGCAAGCGUUUGUAAAUAUGCUCGGAAUAAAAGCAACUGGAGACCUCUUCAUUAGCAAAAAUGGAAUAUAUUUCUAUUUAGAAGGUAAUAUCUGGGAUAUCUUUCUCGCUCAAAUAGAAGUUACAGCCGAGAUUGGAAAAGAAUGGUAUCAGCUGACAUUUAACCUUCGUGGUCGUUUUGUUGCAAAGGCGCGAAGAAAACGUCAUUUACAAGAAUAUACUGAAGAUACGGCAAUGCAGUAUAAAAAUACGGAUGUGUUUCGGCAAGCGAGAGAAAGGCGACAGGUUCAGUCCGAUAGCUCUUCCUUUCAAGGCAGUUACUUAGAUGGUUUAAAAAAGGCCAUACGUCUGGUGUCCCAAGAAGCGCAGAAACGAUUGUCCCAAGCUCAAGCAGAAUUAACAUCUGCGCAGAGUGGUUUGACAAAGGCACAGAACUGGCUGGAUGAAAAACAAAUGGCAGUUAGAGAUGCCAAUAUCAUAUUUGACAAUGUAGUUGAAAAGCUUGAAAGAGCAAAAGAAAAACUUGAAGCGGCAAAGGGACCGUUAAAAGAAGCGAUAAAAAAAUUAGAAGACGCACAAAUAUCUGUUGAUAAUCUUUGUAGAAUAAGAACAUGUUCGAAAAUAUGCAUUCCUGGAAUUAAAUGUAAAAUUUGUCAUAUAAAGGUGUGGGGUGUUAAGAUACCAUACCCAUGUUGCAGAUUCACAAGUUGUAUGAUAAGCUUUCCUAAUCCUCUUUGUGUUCUUGCUAAUUUAGCUUGCCGGAUUAUACGAGCGGCCGCUUAUAUAUUGUUAGAAAUCGCAAAAAUAUUUGUUAGAGCAGCAAUGCUGGCUUUUGAUGUUGCUAAAGCAGCAGUAACUGUAACACAAUUUAUAGUAGACAAGUCUCGUGUUGUUUUAGUAGUAGCGGAAGGAAUAUUAGAACUAGCAAAAAUUGGUCUUGAAGUAGCAAAAGGCAUCUUGGAGGCCGCUAAAGGUGCACUGGAAGCAGUAAAAUUAGUAAUAGGUGCCGCAUUUAAGGUACUGGAAUUUGUUAUAGAAUAUGGUUUGAAAAGUAUAAUAGAAGUUCGAAACUGUGAAUUUAAUAUUGAAUUAUCUACUCACGACUUGCCGGCUUUCGAGGUUUCGUGUGAAGUAAAUGCUUUUCGGUUGGGCUGGACAGAAAUUAAAUUGAAAAUAAACUUUAAAAACAUUCUACAGAGUAUAUGGCAGGCAGCGAGGGCAACAAUAAAAGCUAUCAUUGACAUUUUUGAUGGAAUCUUUUCUGGACGAAAACGAAGGGACAUUGAAUUUGAUGGGGCUUCACGUAUGCAUGUGCUGCUCCGGAAGAUACGGGAAUCAGAUGGUUUAAACAAUGCUGAUACUUACUUGAAUGAAACUAUCAAUAUCAUAAACAAUAUAACAGGUUUUCGUGAUACAGGAGACAGUGACUCUGAGAACAGAAUAGAGCUUUUUCGUGAAAAAUGUAUAACAAUUACUGUUAUACAGGACUUCAUGCAGGAUGCCUUUGAUUCCUUGCAAGGUGUCGUAAACGAAUCAAAAUCUUAUAUUGAUGAGAUUGACAAUGUAAAGAUGCAGUUACAAGAAUACACCAGUAUUAAUGUAACGACUGAAACUGUUACUGCAGACAGUGUGGGAAUAAGUACAGAAUAUGCUGCUAACGAUUAUAACAUGACAGAGGAAGACAUAGACAAGGCUAUAAAUGAUUCAAAAGCGGCAGCGGCUGACGAUCCAUUGCUUAAUGAAAUACAGUCAGCAGCAAAUAUUUCUGUACAAAGUGUUGAUGCUGAAACAAAAGCAGUUGAAUCUGUGAAUUAUCAAAGCGCUUGGUUUUCCUCAAUGAAAAAUAUGACGCGAGGAUACUUUAAUGAAUCGGAGUGUGAAAAUUUCCAAGACUGCAUUUUCUACGCAAUUUCAAGCUUGUAUGUCCUCUACGAAUCAGAAGAUCUUCCAAAUAUAACUUUUAUACAGGAAUCUAUUUUAGAAUUGGAAAGCAUAUUGAUAGAAACGUUUCAGAACGAAUCUUCGUCAAUUAUGGAUACCUCAGUAGCUAUGGAGUAUGUUGUACGUCAUAUCAACAAUCUUGUUAGUAUGAAUUUGUUCUGUUCAAAAGCUCCGCAGUUUCUGACACGUCUAAAAAACCUAACUGCACUGAACGGUAGCGAAGUACAAUUUUACUGCCAUGUUACUGGCGAUCCGGAACCAGAUUACACUUGGCUGAAGAAUGAUACAAUUAUUCCCGGAGAAAUUUCAAGCAGGAUCACUAUUACAAACGUUACAGAGAGGGAUACAUUUGACAAGUACAACUGCGUGGCUGAAAACGUGGUUGCCAACGUAACGUCUAAUGAUGGAUACAUUACUGUUGUCUUGGAAGAUGAAGACGAAUGUCUGACUGAGGGUAGUGAUUGUAAACAUUAUUGCAACAACACGAUUGGGUCAUACACAUGUUCUUGCUAUAACGGAUAUAUGCUUGAGGAGGAUGGGAUCUCAUGUUCAGAUUUGAAUGAAUGCAAUGAAGACAAUGGGGGUUGCAAACAAACAUGCAAUAACACAGAAGGAUCAUUCACGUGUUCUUGCAAUACUGGAUACCAACUCGAUGCUGAUAGGAGAACAUGUAAUGAUAUAAACGAAUGCUUGACAAACAAUGGGGGAUGCCAACAUACGUGCAGUAACUUGGCAGGAACAUUAGCGUGUGUUUGCAAUGACGGAUUCGAACUAAAUAUUGAUGAGAAAACAUGCAAUGAUAUAAACGAAUGUCUGACAAACGAUGGAGGAUGCCAACACAAGUGCAUUAAUGAAGAAGGAUCUUUCACGUGUUCUUGUGAUGAUGGAUACGAACUACAUACUGAUAGGACAACAUGCAUUGAUAUAAACGAAUGUUUGACAAACGACGGCGGAUGCCAGCACAAAUGAUUUAAUGAAGAAGGAUCUUUCACGUGCUAUUGUGACGAUGGAUACGAACUACAUACUGAUGAGAGAACGUGCAGUGAUAUAAACGAGUGUCUGUCAAAUAACGGAGGAUGCCAAAAUACGUGCCUUAACGUGGAAGGAUCAUUUACG